Messenger RNA from Desarmillaria tabescens, 1103 nucleotides. RefSeq lists its product as uncharacterized. NCBI's taxonomy places the organism in Eukaryota, Fungi, Basidiomycota, Agaricomycetes, Agaricales, Physalacriaceae. The record is from RefSeq and is a predicted model, not a curated record. The coding region runs from base 188 to 1102 and encodes 304 amino acids. The transcript is spliced from 5 exons.
AAAUUACUACUCCUUUGCUCUUGCUUUCCCCCAUGAUGGCUCAGGCAAAUAUUCCUUCAGAUCCUACCGACAACGAUAAAGCUUACAUAUUUCAAUUUUUCGACGCUCAGCUGAACUGCGGAAUUCUCUGCGCGCUAUUACAUGGUUAGCGACCAGGUUCAGUUUCUUGACAUGUAAGUGUUGACUGAUGACAGGAAUAUACACCGGCAUUUUUGCUGUUACGCUGUGGAAUAUAUUCAUCAAUAAAUGUUGGCCCAUUCGACGAGCCUUAGUGGUCAUGAUCAUUUUUCUCUAUGCUCUGACUACCAUCAGUCUUGCUACCAAGUGGUCAUAUAUACGAUCGGCAUUCAUCGAUAAUGGGAAAAUUUUUUCGACCGUAUAUUCGAGGUUUAACGAUGCGUCCAAAGCUACCAUUUUGGAAGCAGGUAUCGCUGCGUUUAUGGGUACCAUUCUCUCGGACUUGUAUAUGAUCUGGUGUUGUUGGAUAGUUUGGGGACAUCGCUGGCUGUUUAUUCUGCUUCCAGUACUUUCCUUAAUUUCCGCAUCUGCGACAAAAAUCAUUGAAUUAUAUGAAGAAUACUUCAAUUUACCAGGAGUAUUCGGAAUGCUCUACAUAUCCUUUAUCCUGGCGACGACAUUAUGGUGCACUUUAUUCAUCAUUUACCGCAUUUUAUCUGUGGUCGGGUUUAGGCGUGGAGCAGAGGGCCGACUGAGAGUUUAUCAUCGUUUUAUUGAAGUGCUGGUUGAGUCUUCAGCCCUCUAUUCAAUAUCUCUGGUACUAUGUUUGGCUCUCACCAUUCGCAAUGAUUUUGGAAUGUUUUACCUUGAUGUCAUAGGUUCCAUCGCGAAGGGAGCUGCACCCACGCUGCUUGUUGGUCGGGCAGCGGCAGGACAUACACGACCAAAUGAUAACUCUGAUGAGAGUAUGGUGUCUGCACUUCAUUUCCGGAUAGCACCUUCGGAACUUGGCACGACAAACCUUCAAGAAUCCACCAUGCAGAACACAAUUCUUGAAACGGACAUUGAAGCUCAACGGGAGCGGUCGGAUGAGCUCGUGGUAGUUGUAGAAAGAUGCAGCAGGGCUCACAAGUCGGAGUCAUAAC